Momordica charantia (bitter melon) is the source of this 1455-nucleotide messenger RNA. RefSeq names its product endoglucanase 8-like. NCBI's taxonomy places the organism in Eukaryota, Viridiplantae, Streptophyta, Magnoliopsida, Cucurbitales, Cucurbitaceae. Gene Ontology annotation, biological process: carbohydrate metabolic process. The record is from RefSeq and is a predicted model, not a curated record. Gene Ontology annotation, molecular function: hydrolase activity, hydrolyzing O-glycosyl compounds.
AUCUCAAAAAGGUAUUUUGUUGGUGUGAUUGUGAUGGUGGUGAUGGCCAAGGCCGCCAUGGCUGUGACUUCUCAUGACUAUGGAGAUGCUUUGACUAAAAGCUUAUUGUUCUUUGAAGGUCAGAGGUCGGGAAAGUUGCCUCCUACCCAGAGGGUCACUUGGAGGAAGGAUUCUGCUCUUCGUGAUGGGCUCGAGAUUGGUGUUGACUUGGUGGGUGGGUACUACGACGCCGGAGACAACGUGAAGUUCAACUUUCCGAUGGCGUUCAGCACCACCAUGGUGGCGUGGAGCGUGUUGGAGUUCGGAAAACUGAUGGGUUCGGAGCUCCCCCACGCCCUCGACUCCGUCCGAUGGGCCGCCGAUUACUUCCUCAAGGCCACGGCGCUUCCCGGCCUUGUUUUCGCUCAGGUCGGCGACCCUUUUGCCGACCACGACUGCUGGCAGCGCCCCGAAGAUAUGGACACGCCGAGAACUCCUUAUGCCGUCAGCAAGCAGUUUCCCGGCUCCGAAGUAUCGGCUGAGAUCGCCGCCGCUCUGGCCGCCUCCUCCCUUGUGUUUAGGGCCGCUGAUAGAGGGUACUCCGCCAGGCUUCUCAAAAGGGCUAGAAUGGUUUUUGAGUUUGCAGAUACAUACCGAGGAUCCUACAACGAGAGUCUUGGACGUUGGGUUUGUCCAUUUUAUUGCAGUUUCAGCGGCUAUGAGGAUGAAUUGAUAUGGGGAGCUGCUUGGUUGUUCAAGGCAACAAAGGCUGCAUAUUACUGGAAUUAUGUCACCAAAAACAUCAACAAAAUACAAAACUCUGCUGAGUUUGGAUGGGAUACUAAGGAUGCAGGGAUUAAUGUCCUCAUUUCCAAGUUUGUGAUGAGUGGAAAUGAUACUUCUGAUAUCUUUAUCAGUAAUGCUGAUAAGUUUGUAUGCACACUUCUCCCUGAAUCGCCCUCUCUAUCAGUCUCUUACUCACCAGGUGGGCUUCUAUUCAAACCUGGAGGAAGUAACAUGCAGCACUCAACAGCCUUAUCUUUUCUUCUUCUUGUUUACUCUCAAUACAUCAACCAAUCCAAACGCCUCAUUCACUGUGGAAAUGUUGUAAUCCCUCCCUCUCGCCUUGUACAAGUUGCCAAAGGCCAGGUGGAUUAUAUAUUAGGAAGCAAUCCUUUGGGGAUGUCAUAUAUGGUGGGAUACGGGAAGAAAUUUCCAGAGAGGAUCCACCACCGUGCCUCGUCGCUGCCGUCGAGCGCCACCCAUCCGGAGCGCAUUGCAUGUGCAGGCGGGAACCAAUACUUUCACAGCGCCGCUCCAAACCCUAAUUUGCUGUUAGGAGCUGUGGUUGGAGGGCCCGAUUUUAAAGAUUCUUAUGCAGAUUCUCGACCUGAUUUUGCCUAUUCCGAGCCAACUACUUAUAUUAAUGCUCCUCUUCUUGCUCUCUUGGCUUACUUCAAAUCCCAUCCAUCCUAG